Messenger RNA from Ostertagia ostertagi, 537 nucleotides. The record is from the annotation of a GenBank genome assembly. NCBI's taxonomy places the organism in Eukaryota, Metazoa, Nematoda, Chromadorea, Rhabditida, Trichostrongylidae.
AAUUCAGCUGAAUUCCUCUCGUCUUCCAGGCAUGCCCCGAUCGAAUUCAAGCCUUUCGGAGACUCGUGCAUCUACUUUGAGACGGAAAAACUCAGCUAUGAACAAGCCGAGAUGAGGUGUAAUCAGAAGGGCGCUACCAUGUUCGCUCCCACAUCCAUGGCACAAUGGAACGAAGUGAUGUCCAAGACUCCGCCAUAUUUCUGGACAUGGACUGGUAUCACCCAACCGACACAAAUGGAUGAGCCACAAUUCCAAGGCGGAGCGCUGAACGCUUCCUUAGUGAACUGGUUAAUUAAACCUUACUCGUCGCUUUCGAAUGGUUGGUCGACGUUCUCGACGUGCGCUGCGUACUACAACACGCAGCCUUCCUCGGCCAAUUACGUCUACUUCUAUCCGUGCACAGUACUGUAUCACUCGAUCUGUCAAAUGAAUCCCGGAGAGGCUGCUCCUCAGCCAUUCCGCCGAAAACACUUCAAGCUCCAUCGCCAAAAACUUCUUCGCCACAAAGUUCUUCGACAUAAGCUUCGACGUUAUUGA